Molecule: messenger RNA, 1515 nt
Organism: Impatiens glandulifera
Lineage: Eukaryota; Viridiplantae; Streptophyta; Magnoliopsida; Ericales; Balsaminaceae
Product: putative methylesterase 11, chloroplastic
Exons: 5
Coding region: 101-1255 (384 amino acids)
Molecular function (GO): methyl indole-3-acetate esterase activity; methyl jasmonate esterase activity
Source: RefSeq, a predicted model, not a curated record
CUCAUUUUUCCCCAUCUCUCCCAUCUCCACAUUUCACGUCUCUUUCUCUCUCUCUCUCUCUCUCUCUUUCUCUGCACAUCAUUUGCAUGCGACGGUUACGAUGGGCAUUUGUUUCUCUAGCGAGUCCGUCAAGAAGACGCCGUCGCAUCGGGUAGUUCAUCAUCCGCCGGCUACCGGCGCCAAUUCCAGCAAUCGAUGGACUCGAAUGCGAUCCUCCAAAAAGGAUAAGUUCGAUGAUGCCGGAAUUCAUGACCAGGCUCUCGCAGCAGCCGCGAUUCUUUUGCAGCAACAGUUGCAGAACGGCGGCGGAGGUUCCUUGCCCUUCGAUCGAUCGGCAUCUCUCCGGUAUUCGGUUCCCAGCUCUAAGAAGCAGCAGGGCCUUCCACGGAGUUCCAGCACUAGGGCGCGGUCAUUGACUGAUCCUCUGCUUCAGCCUCAGCAACUUCUUAAUCAGGAUUUGGAGCUUGAUAAUAUAGAGACAAAUCAUUUUGUUCUUGUGCAUGGAGGAGGUUUUGGUGCCUGGUGUUGGUAUAAGUCAAUAGCUCUUUUAGAAGAAGGUGGAUUCAGAGUUACAGCUAUAGAUUUAACUGGUUCUGGGAUUCAUUCAUCUGAUGCUAAUAAAAUUACAAGUCUUUCUCAAUAUGUGAAGCCACUUGCUGAUUUUCUUGAAACUCUUGCUCAAGAUGAGAAGGUUAUUUUGGUAGGACAUGAUUUCGGGGGCACGUGUAUAUCAUACGCAAUGGAAAUGUUCCCACUCAAAAUCUCGAGAGCAGUUUUCUUAGCUGCAACAAUGUUGACAAGUGGACAUAGUACACUCGAUAUUCUUUCGCAAAAGGAACACUCAAACGAAAUGGACCAAGCACAAGUGUUUGUGUAUGCGAAUGGGAAGGAUUGUCCUCCAACUUCAAUUGAUCUCGACAAAUCGUUGUUAAGAGACCUAUUAUUUAAUCAGUGUCCUUCCAAGGAUGUUGCUUUGGCAUGUGUUUCAAUGCGACAGAUUCCAUUUGCACCGGUUUUGGAGAAACUGACACUCUCGGAGAACAAUUAUGGUUCAAUUAGGCGAUUCUAUAUAGAGACGCCAGAAGAUAAUUUCAUGCCAAUUGAGCUACAAGAAAGCAUGAUAAAUAAAAGUCCACCAGAACAGGUUUUUCGUCUUAAAGGUGGCGACCAUUCACCAUUUUUCUCGAAACCACAGUCCCUGCACAAGAUUUUGGUAGAGAUUUCAAAGAUCCCGACUUCAUCUUCUUCUUCUUAAAGGUUUGUUUGAAUUGUGCAUUUAUCUAGAAGAUCAUUCUUCCAGGCUUAUAAUAGGAGGAUAAACUCAAUUGAUGUGCAUUUUCUCAAAGCUUAAGCCAUUAGUAUCUCAUAGAGCAGAAUAAUUCAUGAAUUCUUUUUUUGCUAUAUGAUUUAUUGGGAUAAUUAGAGUUAAUAUGUACUUAUGGAACCGUUUUAACGGUUUUCGCCUUGACAAAUAUUAUCGUAAAUGGAUCUUCGAUAAAUAUGCUCUUUAUUGAA